AAAGUAAAUUAAUCGCACACCAUCAGUCAUGAAACUAUUCACCACCUCACAUCUUGGUAGUCCACUUCGCCUGGUAAGCCGCAGCUCUCAAAAGCGAUUUGCAAGCACUUCGGGUUCAGAUGCUGCCCAACAACUCUUGAGCCAACUCAAAGGUCGUGUCACAACGCGUCGACAAGUCCUAGACGGCAACCAGCUCCAGAAGCUCAGUCUCACUCUUGACCGACGACACCUUCACCCUGGACAUGAUAUUUCUGAAAUAGCACCAGCUAAUGGCACGGUCCUGCCACCAGGCUACCAUCUGGUCUAUUUCACACCAAACGGAACGGAACUUGAUUUAGGAGCAGAUGGGACCGAUCGCAGCUUCAAUUCUCCGGAGCCGUUCACGCGACGUAUGUGGGCGGGAGGACGCAUGCAAUGGGCCAAAGACCGUCCCUUGCGCGUUGGCGAGGAAGUAGAGGAGCGCACCUGUUUGCUUUCUGCGGAGCCAAAGAAAAGCCGGGACGGAACCGAAAUGAUAGUCGUUACUAUUGAGAAAGAGUUUUGGGGUUCACAGGGGCUCUCUCUGACCGAUCAAAGGUCUUGGAUAUUCCGCACAGAGCUCUCGGAGCCUCUGGGGAACACUGCUCACUCACCGACAGGUAUGUUUUCCAUUGCAUCGCCGGGCGAGGCUCUCGCUAAUGUUUUUUUAGGGUACCCAGAGCGCCAGAUGACGUGGUCUCCUAUAUCUCUCUUCCGCUUCUCGGCGCUGACGUUCAACGCGCAUAGAAUACACUAUGAUGCGGCCUGGAGUCAAGGAGUUGAGAACCAUCGUGGCCUUGUCGUGCACGGUCCGCUUAACCUGAUCAACUUGCUUGACUACUGGCGUGACGUUCACGCUGUCUCCGAUGGUGCAGGACCAAGUGAGAUUGCAUACAGAGCACUGUCACCUCUAUACUCGGGCGAGCGUUAUGCUGUUAAGACUAGUCCUGCCGAGCAGUCCAGGGGAAAUAUCGAGAUUCUAGUUGAAAGGGAGGGCACAAUAUGUAUGAAGGGGGUGAUUUCAGAAUGAUAGACAGCGGCUGAGCUCUGUAAAGGAAAUGCGGACGGUAGAUUAACCUGAAAGAAUUACACCAUGUGAUUUUCCAAAGUUUCCCAAUCUAGUUGUUCUACACCAGUCAGUGAGAGUGACGGAUUGUGAUAGAUCCAGUA
Molecule: messenger RNA, 1188 nt
Organism: Fusarium redolens
Lineage: Eukaryota; Fungi; Ascomycota; Sordariomycetes; Hypocreales; Nectriaceae
Exons: 3
Coding region: 29-1048 (339 amino acids)
Cellular component (GO): mitochondrion
Molecular function (GO): (3R)-hydroxyacyl-[acyl-carrier-protein] dehydratase activity
Source: RefSeq, a predicted model, not a curated record